CGUCACUCACGACCGUUUCGCACGCACCUCCACUCCAAAUGUCUCAGCCUCUCCAGAUCUCCUGAUUCCCGCCCCUCAUUGCUUCCUCGGAUCUCAUCGUUCGCGAAGAUGGCGACCAGCGUGGACGCCAAGCUGCUGCGGCAGACCAAAUUCCCGCCGGAAUUCAGCCGGAAGGUGGACAUGAAGAAAGUGAACAUCGAAGUCAUGAAGAAGUGGAUUGCCGGCAAGAUUUCCGAAAUCUUGGGCAACGAAGAUGAUGUUGUUAUCGAACUCUGUUUCAACUUGUUGGAAGGUUCCCGAUUUCCCGAUGUGAAGUCCCUUCAGAUUCAGCUUACGGGCUUCUUGGACAAGGAUACCGCCAAAUUUUGCAAGGAGCUUUGGUCGCUAUGUCUGAGCGCUCAGGAAAAUCCCCAGGGUGUUCCAAAGGAGCUACUGGAGGCCAAGAAGCUGGAACUUAUACAAGAGAAGAUCGAAGCCGAGAAGGCCGCCGAAGAAGCCCGCAAACAGAAGGAGCAAGAACGCACAAGGGAGAGAGAAUUGGAGGACAUCAGACGCAGAGAGCGCUCUGAGCGUGGGCGAGGAGGAGGGCCAGGGGGCGCAAGAAGAGGCGGUGGCCGUGGCGGUCGCGACUUCGACAGACGGCCGCGGUCUCCUCCCCGGCGUCGCAGCAGGGAGCGUUUCCGCGAGCCACCUGGACGGCGGGAGUUUGACUCGUACGUUCCUUCUGGACCUCGCAGAGGCCGUCGGCCUUCCUACUCCCCCAGCCGCUCACGUUCUCGAUCCAUCUCGUCGCGGUCACCACCACCGCCGCGCCGCCAGCAGCAGCAGCAGCAGCAGCAGCAGCAGCGGUACUCGAGUAGGGACCGGAACCGGCGACUUCGGUCCAUCAGCAAAUCCGUCUCGCCAGAUCGCGGAGACCGCAGCAGACGGCCCCGAAGACGCAGCCCUGAUUACGGUGAUCGCGCUCGAUCCCAUUCCCGCAGCCAUUCAUCCUCCCGCUCACGUACUCCCAGAAGAGACCGCAGAAGACGGAGAUCCGUCUCUUCCCGCAGUGCAUCGCGCUCGCGCUCGCCCGGCGUGAGAGACAAAGGCAGACGACGGGACUCGUCGGGGUCCCGCUCGCGUUCCAGGUCGCCCAGGUCGGAUGCCAGUGGCGCCCGACGACGGAGGAGAUCUUCGCCUUAUUCUUCACGAGUUGAUAAGAGAGAACUUACCGCUGAUAUUGCCAAGGCCCGCAAACCCCGUGAUGACCGCCGCUUGAGCCGCAGUAGAAGUCGCGAUGACCACCGCAGACGCCGACCCUCCUCGCGGGGGUACAACCGUGAUCGCAGCCGCAGUCGAGGCCGGUCCCGCAGCGCCAGCCAGGGCUCGCGCAGUCGCAGCCGGAGCCAUAGUCGAGGAGGCCACGCAAGGGACCGCAAGAAGCGUCGUUCCAUCGAGAGAUAUGCCCCCGCAGGCCGGAAACGGCGCAAUACGUCUUCCGUGUCCGCUCCUGGUGACAAACGACAGAGGAUGGCUGAUGAUAAUGAAGCGACAAGACGACCUGAACCGCCAGCAGAGCGACCGAGCGGCAGCAGCGAUCCGGAGAUGAAGGCAGCCGACGAGGUGGGUGAAUAAAUUUUUUCGAGGAGAAAAAUCUACCACCACCAAAAAGCUAUCGAUAUGGCCUUUUCAUGAUGUCCGUUCAAUAUUCUCAACAUCCCUCGUGAAACGAAGCUAACAUGAUGAUUGUUUUUGUCUAGCCUGCUCCCUCCAGAUCUACCCACGCCCGCAUAUCCAACUCGGAAUUACGCGAG
Messenger RNA from Aspergillus uvarum CBS 121591, 1796 nucleotides. Its product is annotated as PWI domain-containing protein. The record is from RefSeq and is a predicted model, not a curated record. Lineage: Eukaryota; Fungi; Ascomycota; Eurotiomycetes; Eurotiales; Aspergillaceae. Bases 109 to 1617 code for a protein of 502 amino acids. Gene Ontology annotation, biological process: mRNA processing; regulation of mRNA splicing, via spliceosome. The transcript has 4 exons. Gene Ontology annotation, cellular component: spliceosomal complex. Gene Ontology annotation, molecular function: RNA binding.